Messenger RNA from Symphalangus syndactylus (siamang), 415 nucleotides. Its product is annotated as rRNA-processing protein FCF1 homolog. NCBI's taxonomy places the organism in Eukaryota, Metazoa, Chordata, Mammalia, Primates, Hylobatidae. The record is from RefSeq and is a predicted model, not a curated record.
GAAGAAACAGGAGUGUGGCGUGACCAUGAGGAAGCAAAAGAAAACAAGGAACUAUGCAACCAUGAAGCGAACCCUUAGUCUCAGAGAUCAGAGGCUUAAAGAAAAGGAUAGAUUAAAACCUAAAGAGAAGGAAAAGAAGGAUCCCAGCACGUUAACGGAAAGAGAAGUUCCUCAACACCCUUCCUGCUUAUUUUGCCAAUAUAAUACACAGCUGGGCCCACCUUACCACAUCCUCGUUGAUACCAACUUUAUCAACUUUUCCAUAAAAGCCAAAUUGGACUUAGUGCAGCCAAUGAUGGACUGUCUGUAUGUCAAGUGUAUCCCUUGUAUAACUGAUUAUGUAAUGGCUGAAAUUGAGAAACUGGGGCAGAAGUAUAACAGUGGCUCUAAAGAUCGCCAAGGAUCCAAGAUUUGA